AUGUUAUUAAAGCUAAUUAUAUUAGUUUUAAUAGCAGUAUUGAUAUACUUCAUUCUUAAAUUUUCUGUCAAGUCCAUUCUCAGCAGCUAUGCCGAAGUACAAGGACAGAAAGGCAUUUUUUCAUAUGAACAUAUUCAAUUCAAGAAUAAAGGUGUCAACGUCAUUCUAAAAGAUGUUAGUUUAUUCAUAAAUCCAAUCGCCUUCUUCACGAAUCCAAUAUAUUUGCUGUGGUUUGAUGCCAAAUCGAUAGCUGUUGAUGUUUCAUCAAUUGAGUCAUCGCAAACAGACAAACCAGCUGAAAAAGAAGAAAAGGAACCAGAUUAUGUCCAUACAACCCUUCUAACUCUUUUUGGAUAUUCAAUAAUAAAGAGGAUUCAUCUUUCAAUUGAGAAUCUUAUAUUCAGUCUUCAAAUUUUUGACUUAUCGAUUAACGCCCGCGGUCUAGUUCUUGAUUAUUCCAAUUCAGAAGGCUCAAAUCUAAAAUUCAAGUAUCAAAUUGUGACAAUCAAGCAUGAGAAGCUCGGAACAUACUCAUUUGCUGAAGCUGAAUACUCAUUAUAUGUUGCUAACCAUGCAAUUGUCAAAUUAUUUAGCUUUGCCAACUCAAUUUACGCGCUUUCGAUGAAUAUAUCAAACCUAUCGUUUGAGACAAAGGCCAAUACAUUUACGAUCAAUCCAUUUUCCGUUUUCUUCGAACUUUAUCCAGGAAAAUUACAUUUCGACUUUCCGAAGUUCGAGUUGACUUUAGUAGAUAAAAUCCCAGAGGCCUCGGUCACAAUCGAUAAGAUCGACAUUAAUUUCGUAUAUCCAAUCUAUCAUUUCCAUCAUUUCAAUUGCGACAACCUUUAUAGCGAAGUUUUCGGACUUAAGAUCAAAUGCAAGUCAGAAAAACUAUUCACCAUCGACAAGCUUUCAUUCUUGAAGCAGAAUCUUACAUACGGAAGCCCAGUUAUUGUUAUUGAUCAUCUUGAUGUUGAUUACUCAACAUUAGAUGGACUUGAGCUCUUCCAAAUCAUUCCGAAAUUACGUGGCAACAAACCUUACACACCGACAAGGAUUACUUUCGACUUCCCAGACUUAGAUGCGACAAUUUUCUACGUAAACCUCUCAUUCAGACUUACAGACGAGGCUAUUGUCACUGCUUCAUCAUACAACGCCACAUACAAAGAGAAAGUCAUAUCUUUCCCUGACGUAAUUAUGAAUUUAAACGGUGUCAAAACAUUUACAGUGGAAAAGCUCCAGAUUUUAUCAGAAGACAAAACUUUCCUCGAUAUCAAGGCUGACUACUUCUCAUUCCGCGACCAAAACAAGGUAGAUAUCGCUGAAUUCAUUAAUCAUUUCACAUAUAUGAUCUCAGUAUUGAAACCGUACAUUUCUGCUCAUAUAUUUGACAGCGAGACCCUUCCAUUCCCCAUCAGAAUCGCUGUUUCAGAAGCCAAAUUCGCGUUUGAAGAUUGCGAGAUCAAUAAUACACUUUUGAACGUAACAAAGAAGCUCCCUGAGUUCAUGCGCGAUAGCGUUGUCCUUAAAUACAUCUUAGACUUGAAGGUGGAGCAAUGUCCUCUGUCAGAUAUUCAAGCCAAGCUUGCCAAAGAGAAAGUAGGCGAAUUGAUCUUCCACAACUACCGUAAGAUAUGCGAUAACAUGAAGAAGUACGACAAAGUCGCUAUAAAAGGCUCCGAAAUCUUAUUAGAAAUGGAUUCUCGUGGUUUUACAGGAAUGGUCUCUAAAAUCCACGAAUUCGACCCAACAGUCAAAGAGCAUUAUCCAGAUGUAGGCUGGGAAACAUUAGAAGGCUUUAAUUUCAACUUGACAGUUGAAGAUUUCGAUGUUUACUUCGUAGACUUACCUGAAGCCGUCAUAUCGAUGAAGAACUCCCAAAUGAAGGGCCCUGUAGUCUUCGGAGAAGUAGAUGUCCACAGUUUCGUGCCAGUUCCAUUCAAAGUUAACGGCAACGAUUAUUUAGCCCACAAAACUCCGGCCGAUGUAAAAUUAUACUGUGAUGUAUCAAUAAAAUCCGAAUCGUCACGAGUAUUUUGGGGAUUUUCAUUAUCCAAGCUUUAUGAUGACUUUGGCGACUUAAUUGGCCGGACAUUUCCAGAUGGCGUCGAUCCAUCACCAUCAUUGAUGUGGUGGGACAAGAUUCGUUCAAUGUUCCGUGGCAAAUAUUCAUUUGCAUGCAACAAAUUCGUUAUGGAGCUUCUUGGAAGUUCAGAUCCGUAUGAUCUCAAAAAUGUUUUGUCCUGCAACUUCGACAACCUCUUUCUCAAGUUCACCGAGGGCAAGAUCAACCUCUCCACCAGUAACUACACAGCUGUUCGCUGCGCAAAUGGUCCAACAAUCAUUUCAGCUCCAAAAUUUUCAAUGGUUGUCACUUUUGAAUGGACACAACCAAACAAUGACCAGCACAAGCACUUGACAUUCCCUGAUGUCACCAAAUUCGAUGACCCAUCGAACGACACUUACAAAGAUUUUAGAUCCAGCGGUUUUGACAUUGAUUUUGACAUGCAUUUUGAAAAGAGCGAUUUCACUUCAUUUAUUUCUGUGGACUACGCCCAUCUUGAGUGGAACAUUGCUCCCAUCAUGUCAAUGAUCAUCACUCCUCCUUUGGAUGAAACAUACCAAUACAAAUACGGCGUGAAAAGGAAGAAACCCGUGAAAGUCAUGAAACUCAGUCAGUUAAACAGAUCUUUCACUUACAGAUUCAACGUUGAUUCCCUUUCUUUGAGAGUGUUCGACCAUUUCCCUGCCAUGGAAGAUAAAAUGAUAAACGGUACUUCAUUCGAUGUCACGUUUGUCGGACCAAAGUUUUCAUGUCGUACAGAGUUCCCGUACGGAGGAGAAGACUUCUACGAUAUCUCUAUGACGUCUAAUAACAUUUACGUAAAUUUGACAGAUUUGAAAGAUAUUGUAAAGUCAGGUGAAGUGAAGUCAUCAUCAAUAUGUCGAAUUGACAAUUUAAAUGCAGCAUAUGGUGUUAGUUCCAAGAUAUCCGUUGAUGGAAUCAGGAUAUACAUGAACCAACUAAACACUAAAUAUGUUUACGAACUUGUCAAAUCGAUUAUCCACAUCAGAAACAAAAUUGUCAUCGCAGAAGCAGAAAAGAAAGCCAAACAAAAGAUGCAAGAACAAAUUGCACAAGCAUUCCCAGACGAGAAACCUUCUCAACCUAAUUCUCAAGCAGAACAAGGAGAUCUCCUCAAACAUCUCAUGAGAAGAAACUCAAGCCAAAGAAUAGCUACAGUUUUCGGUCAAGAAGGAAAUGAGAAACAAAAAACCGUCAAAACAGAUUUUACAAAGACGUUUUACACUGUUUCCAUUCCACUUAUCGAGAUUGUCGCUGAAUCAAUGCACUACGAGACAUUUUUGUUGAAUAGAAUUGUUGAUUCACAACUCGUCGUCAAAUACACAGAAGACAAUUCAUUGAUGUUGAUUAAUUUCACAAUGAAUGAUUGCCAAUUACUGUCAUAUAUCGGUUUUGGCGUUUCUUCUGAUGACAGACCACAACCGAUUGUUACAAUCAACGCGUGCAAACUGACUUAUUACCAACAAAAGAUGGAGAAAGAUCAGUGGAAUGACAACAUCGUUGAUUGCAAAGUAGAAAGAAUGACAUGCGAAGCAAAUACAAACCAUAUUGCUUCAAUAAAAUACUUGAUUUCCGAAAUAAUGCCUGAAUUCCCUCAAUCAGAAAAAACUCUUGAAAUGGCCGCUGACGAUUAUUUCUCUCUCAAAGCUGAUUUUGAAGUUUCACAGUGCACUUUGUCACUUAAAGAUCAGUUCAAAGUUGACAUGACAUCUGUUGUCAUUUCAAGGAUUUUGGGACAUUUCGUUAACACGUUGAAAGGUAAUUCAGAUAACACAAUUACCUUUGAUAACAUCUUCGCAAAUGAUACUCGCAAAGAAGCGAAAUUUGGCGGAGUUGUUUUAAUGAGAUGGAUGGAUUUGACAAGUGAUGAUUCACCUCACUUGAGAUUACAAAUGAGAAAAGGUCCUCCUGUAGGAGGUGUCACAGUUUAUAACCAUGUCGAAAUGAAUAUUGAUCCAACAGUGUUUAAUUACGAUGCUGAAUUCGUAAACGCAAUAAGACAAAUGUUUGAAGCGAAUAUAAUAGCUCCUGAAACAUCUUUGAUAUCAAAAUAUAUCGAAGAAAGUGACACAAAACUGCCACAAGUUUUGGUAGAAAAAGGAAUUUUGCCGAAGAUCGGUGAUUCAUGGAAGGAUUAUCUCAUGGCUGUCAAGUCUUCCGAACUCAACGUAAUGAUCAAGAGAGCGGAAUCCAACUUCUUAAUGAGAUACUUCAAAGUUACCGAUACAAAAAUGAAUGUGUCCUAUAAAAAUGAAGAGAAUUCAAUUAUCUCAGAAAUUUCUGAAUUCAAUGGUGAAUUACAUGACAUAAUUUACCAGGAUUUGACAACAACUUUCGGUGAUUUGAUCAAUAAGUUCAUACAAACUGUUACUUUGGACAUGAUUCCACAGUUCUUGAAACAUAUGAUUGGAUUAGGAAAGAUUUCUAGAGAUAAAGAAAAUGAUUUACAAUCAUGGCUUAAUAAGGAUGGUUCAUCAAGUGUGUUACAGAAGAAGAAACAACUUAUUUUUGGUAAAUCUAACCAAAAAUAA
This is a messenger RNA of Trichomonas vaginalis G3, 4617 nucleotides long. RefSeq names its product pollen tube development protein family. The coding region runs from base 1 to 4617 and encodes 1538 amino acids. The record is from RefSeq and is a predicted model, not a curated record. The transcript has a single exon. Lineage: Eukaryota; Parabasalia; Trichomonadida; Trichomonadidae.